AAGAGUUCUUACGGAAGUACUGCCUUGUUUGUUGGUUGGUUUCUUAACUUUACCUGCAAGAUGAAAUAGGAUUUUGUCCUGGUUAUAUUACGCUGUUUUGCCUUACCUCUUAUAUCUACGAUUCUACUCAUAUUCGUGAGAACGCAGAAACACCAAUACUUCAAGAUAUGGCAGCUCCACGGGGCAUGACAAGAGAACACAGAGCUGCCCUGAUCAAGAACCGUCUUACUCUAGUUAAUGACAUAACAGAGCCGUCACUGCUAAGCAUUCUUAAUUUCAUGUAUUCCAAAUCAGUUUUAAGUGACAGGGAGUAUGAAUACAUCAAAUCCAAGCGAAUCAAACAUGAUAUGAAUGAAGAGUUUUUGGACAUCCUUAUUGGGAAGAGUGAUGUAGGUUAUUAUGUCUUUCUGGAAGCCUUAUGGGAGGAAGGAAUGCAUCAUGUUGUCAGCCAGCUCCAGGGUGGAUCAGGGGCAGGAGGAGACGCAGUUGAAAGCAUGCCUGGAGUCAUGAUGAUGAGUAACCAUCAUAAGGAUCUUCUUAGGCGCAAUAGAAUGGCUUUAACAAACGACAUGACAGAUUCUGAUACCAAGUUUAUCCUGAACCAUUUGCUGCAAGAAGGUGUCUUCACUCAGAGAGACAAUGAGACAGUGAGAGCAGAAAGGACAUGUUAUGCUAGAGCUGAAAAACUGUUAGACCUCCUGCCAGGAAAAGGAGAAAGUGCUUUUGAGAUAUUCCGCUAUGCUCUGUGCGAGGGUGGCCAGGAACACUUAGCUGCUCUGCUUCAAGAUGGUCAAGACACCUACCCAGUUCAAGCCACCGACCAAAGCUUGAGAAAUCCCCAGGGAUAUGGACAGCCUUAUGGUCAGCAGCAUGUGCCACAAUACGGACACCCUUACGAUCAGCAGCAUCUGACACAAUAUGGACACCCUUACGGUCAACCUUUUAGUGCACAGUAUCAGCAGUUUCAAUAAAUGUUUCUUUUAUAUGCACAGUCUGUUGAACUCUUUCUGGGAUGAUUUGGUCAGUUCUUAUGGUCAAGCCAAUUUGUAAGCAGGAAACUGUUUGUGAUGUGAAUGUAAUAUAAUUCCAUUUGGAUGGGCUUCUUUGUAAAUGUUUUUAUUCAUUAAAACUUUUUACAAGACUAGAAAAUGUAAGACAUUAUGAAGAAAUAUAUAAUAAGGACCAUUUUCUUUUAUUUUACUUUGUUAGAUGAUUUUUAAAAAGAAAGCAUAUUUGUCACCAAUGUACAAAUUAAAUAUCUUAUGAUCACAGUAUUUAAAUGAUCCAACUUUUGAAAAAAAUAAAGAGAAAGUUUGCAAAAUA
Lingula anatina is the source of this 1323-nucleotide messenger RNA. RefSeq lists its product as uncharacterized. The record is from RefSeq and is a predicted model, not a curated record. Gene Ontology annotation, biological process: regulation of apoptotic process. Gene Ontology annotation, molecular function: death domain binding; protease binding. NCBI's taxonomy places the organism in Eukaryota, Metazoa, Brachiopoda, Lingulata, Lingulida, Lingulidae.